Messenger RNA from Rotaria sp. Silwood1, 1104 nucleotides. Lineage: Eukaryota; Metazoa; Rotifera; Eurotatoria; Philodinida; Philodinidae. The record is from the annotation of a GenBank genome assembly.
AUGGACGAUACUGAGCGAGCAGGAUUAAUUGCAAAACUUGCAAAUGUUCAACCAAUUCAAAAACAUGUAAUUCGAUCAAAUAAACUUGGCCUUGAUUAUACUGUAUGGAUUCAAGAUGAAACCGGCAAUAAUUCAAAAUGCUAUGUUAUGACUCUACAUGAUCUUGGUUGUAGUCAUUCGAUUUUUACUGAAUUUGUUUCUCAACCGGAAAUGCGUCCACUUAAACAACGAAUUGUUUGGUUACAUGUUGAUUUACCUGGUCAAGAAGAUGAUGCAAAUGUUUUAAAUAUUGAAAGAUAUCCAAGUUUAGAUGAUAUUGCAAAUGAAUUAAUAAAUAUUCUUGAUCAAUUAAAUAUUCAACAAACAGUUAUAUUGGGUGAAGGUGCUGGAGCUAAUAUUGGAUGUCGUUUUGCUAUUGAACAUCCAUCACGUGUUCAUGGUCUUGUACUUGUUCAUCCAACAGGUACAACAGCUGGUUUUAUGGAAAUGAUGAAAGAUAAACUUAAUAAUUGGAAAUUAAUCAAUAAAGGAAUGAAUCCAGAUGCUGAAGCUUAUCUUAUAUGGCAUCGAUUUGGACGCGAUGCAGCUAAGGGUUAUAUUGAUUCACAAUUAACUGAAUCAAAUGUUCGUGAAUUUUCCGAAAAACUUUAUCAAAAACGAACACCAAAAAAUUUAGCUCUAUUUUUGGAUGCUUUUCUUAAUCGAACAAAUCUUGUUGAUAAAUUGGACAAAUUAACUGUUGAUUGUCUAGUUGCUGUUGGUAAAAAAAGUUCUGUAUUACAUACAACAGAAAAAUUCCAUGAACGACUACGUACUUCACGUGAUAAUCCACAAAAAAUGGUAAAUUCACCAUUACUGAUUAUAGAUAAUGUUGGCGAUAUACUUGGCGAAGCACCUGAUGUUUUAGCUAAAUCAAUGCAAUUCUUUUUACAAGGAAUCGGUUUAUUAUCUGGUUUACCAAUGGAAGCAGGUUUAGUUGGUUUAGGACGUUUAUCACGUUCGAUGUCAAUGGAAGAUGCUGAUCGUCCAAGACGAGCUUCUGGAGUUUAUGCAUCAUCACCUGGUACAGCUUCACCACCACUUGUUGGUUCACCACCAAAAUAG